Molecule: messenger RNA, 1098 nt
Organism: Saccostrea echinata
Lineage: Eukaryota; Metazoa; Mollusca; Bivalvia; Ostreida; Ostreidae
Product: DAZ-associated protein 2-like
Exons: 5
Coding region: 90-539 (149 amino acids)
Source: RefSeq, a predicted model, not a curated record
UCGUUUCAUUUCGCAAGGCAUAUUAGAUCCUUUGUAAACAAAGAGUAUUUAUAGACGAACAGCGACAGUGAAAUCAUUAAGGAAGAAAAAUGUCAGGGAAAGGAUAUCCAACGCAGCCUCGCCCAUACCCAGUACAACAAAACAACGUUCAGUUCGCAUACCCCCAGGCUCAACCAUGGCAACCAUCAGCGCCACCUAUGUAUGGUAUGCCAAAUGAAGCUCCUCCCCCCUACAGCUACCAACCUCCCCCACAGCAGCCCCAGAUGCCAGCAGGAUAUCAGAUGUAUCCACAGACACAGAAUGUACAGUUAGCCGGACCUGGGGGCAUGGUCAGCAAUGGUCAAGUGGCCAUGGCUUCCUUUGACUCAGGAGCAAGAUUUGAUGGCAUUUCCCAACCAAGAAUACCUCCCCCACCCCCUGGGUGUAUGCCUACAGCAGCCCAGCAGGCUGUGAUGCAGGGUCGUCCCAUCGUGGCCCAGCAGCAGAAAGCGAACUGGUUCUCGGGAAGUGGAGGGGGGUAUACAUGGGGAGGGUUAUAAACUCUACAUAAAGGGUCACUAAAGAGCAGUGUAUAGGGAGUCUAUAGGGAGACUCAGGUCAUCUAAAAUCUUUUCAUUCCAUGUAGGAAUCAUCUGUGUAAAAAGUCUUUUAUCAUCACAAAUUCUGAUGAAGGGCUGGGAGAAAAAACAGAGUGAUGAUUUAUAUAAUUCAGACCAAAGGUUUUAUUUGAUUUUAAGAGCCAAGUAUUCAUGAUCAUUGACUGUGCACAACUACUUGGAGAAUAGGUUGAUUAAUUUUUUUCUUAAUUGACCAAUUUCCAUAAUGUUAACUGAACUGAAAAAGCAUUAAUUGCUGACACUUUUUUGUACAUAUUUUAUUAAUUAUUUUCUUUUAAAAAUAUGUUUAACUUGUUGCUGAAUUUUACAUUAUGUAAAUUGUAAUAAGAUUUUUUCAUUAUCAAUUUCUUUAUUCAUCAUGAUACUUAUAAAAUAUUCAUCGUCACUGUAUAUAUCUUUCAUUUAGAAGACUGUGAUGUUAUAUAAUAUAUGAACAUUCUACUAUUUAUACUCAAGUUGUAAAUAAAUGAUGUUAAAAUUA